Molecule: messenger RNA, 444 nt
Organism: Dovyalis caffra
Lineage: Eukaryota; Viridiplantae; Streptophyta; Magnoliopsida; Malpighiales; Salicaceae
Source: the annotation of a GenBank genome assembly
AUGAAUAAAUCACAGGCACAACGAGAUGAGUCAAUGGAUCAUGCAUUAUCAGAUUCUUUGCUAGCUGUAUGUGAGGUGAUCAAAGAAAGGAAGAUCGAUUGUCGUAAUAUUCUUGUUCUCUCCCUUGGAACUGGAGCAGCAAACGGGAAGGAUAAGCUAGAAGUUGGAGAUCCUGACAAGUGGGGAAUCGUUAAUUGGUUUUGGCAAAAUGACAAUUCCAACCCAUUGCUUGACAUUUUGAUGACUUCAGCCGACGAAAUGAUUGAGAUGUAUAUGACUAGCAUCUUUCAAUCAUCUGGAUUAAAAGAAAACUACAUUCGGAUCCAGGCUGAUUUGAGUAACGCUAACGCUGCGAUGGACGACCCAACUGACAAAAAUCUAAGCAGUCUCAAAAAGAUUGGCGAAGAUCUGGUGGAAAAGAAUGAAGACAUACUUACAGAGUAA